AUGCUAUUGUUAGAUCUUCCUCUCACUACAGACUUCAAUCUUCCUCUCACUACAGACUUCAAUCUUCCUCUCACUACAGACUUAAAUUUUCCUCUCACUACAGACUUAAAUCUUCCUCUCACUACAGACUUAGAUCUUCCUCUCACUACAGACUUAGAUCUUCCUCUCACUACAGACUUAAAUCUUCCUCUCACUACAGACUUAGAUCUUCCUCUUACUACAGACUUAGAUCUUCCGAUCUCAAGACUUCAAUCUUCCUCUUACUACAGACUUAGAUCUCAAGACUCAUGUACAGACAAUUGA
Trichomonas vaginalis G3 is the source of this 303-nucleotide messenger RNA. RefSeq lists its product as uncharacterized. The record is from RefSeq and is a predicted model, not a curated record. The transcript has a single exon. The coding region runs from base 1 to 303 and encodes 100 amino acids. NCBI's taxonomy places the organism in Eukaryota, Parabasalia, Trichomonadida, Trichomonadidae.